GAGCAAGAGCUCUGGGGCCUAGGCCGUCUGGGCCUGAGGACAAGGACAUCUCCAUCCCCAGGCCGCCACGCAUGGCGGUCUCUGGCCUGGCUCACGGAGGGACACGGGCUCCUCGACGUGGCUGUGCCUCUCCUGCCUGGGUUCUUUUCACUCCCGGGGAGACCGGGGUGGGGUCUCCUCAGAGGUGCUGUGGGCUGGUCACAGAACCUAGUCUGGGGCGGCUGUGCCCAGGAUCCUUACCUUAAUGACACCCACAAACAGGGUGCAUUCCAUACUCCCAGAGGGUAUGAAUUUGGGGGCCUUCACUUCUGCCUCUUGCAUUCAGUGACCAGCCCGAUUCAGGGGUCGUGGGUGGGUGGGCAUGCAUGGAGAUGCCCCUGUGGGCCUCAGGAAUGGCCGCACACCUGUGAGCUGAGUGUCACAGGCCAAAUGCAGGUUCUUGCUGUGCUGUUCUUUCUGGAGUUGAGAUAAGCCUGUAAUUUCUGCAAGGAGUAAGAGACCGCAAAACUGACCCAGCAGGUUUGGAAAAACCGAGUGGAACUGCGGGCAAUGAGUGAGUUGUUGGUCCAUUUGAAAGCAGAUUAGAAAUAGCUGAAGAGCACAAGUGAGGUUGGAAGAUGGGGCAGCAGAGGGUUACCCCAAGCGUGGCCCGUGGGGUGCCUCCACGCCUCCACGGAGGCUAGGGGCCAGACUUGGGGACGCAUGGACAGGGCUCCCAUCUGAAGACAAUGGCCGAGCUGAGCAUUUUCUGCAAUUCUCAGAAUUGAUCAGCGGCACCUACAGGAUUCGGGAGGCCCCGAGGAGCCCCGAGCAGAAAACGCAGAAAUCAUACCAGAACAUCCAGAACCAGACUGGAAGGCAAGUAGGACGGCCUGGGAAAGAAGAGGACGAAAGCAGCUCUGUGUCUCAGAAGACCACACAGCAGGUCACAGCACAUCUGAAGACCAUCGGAGGUGAUCACGGCAUGGGCGCAGCGCAUGCGCGAAGGCCAGUCACCAUCCGACUGGUCUCACUUCUGUGGGUGACACAUCAUCUCUCCUGGAAUCUGGCACUGACUAGCAUGGGGCGGACCACAGGCUGACAGGCAGUGAGCCCCUGACCAUUCUCCCACUGACCUUGGAGCCUGAGGCCGCCGCCCAGGCACACUACAAGGCGUGUGACCGGCUGAAGCUGGAGCGCAAGCAGAGACGCAUGUGCCGCAGAGACCCAGGCGUGGCUGAGACGCUGGUGGAGGCGGUCAGCAUGAGCGCGCUGGAGUGCCAGUACCAGUUCCGGUUCGAGCGCUGGAACUGUACAUUGGAGGGCCGCUACCGGGCCAGCCUGCUCAAGCGGGGCUUCAAGGAGACCGCCUUCCUCUAUGCCAUCUCCUCGGCGGGCCUGACGCACGCCCUGGCGAAGGCGUGCAGCGCCGGCCGCAUGGAGCGCUGCACCUGUGACGAGGCUCCAGACCUGGAGAACCGUGAGGCCUGGCAGUGGGGGGGCUGUGGGGACAACCUCAAGUACAGCAGCAAGUUCGUCAAGGAGUUCCUGGGCCGGCGGUCGAGCAAAGAUCUGAGAGCCCGCGUGGACUUCCACAACAACCUCGUGGGUGUGAAGGUAAUCAAGGCUGGGGUGGAGACCACAUGCAAGUGCCACGGAGUAUCGGGCUCCUGCACCGUGCGGACAUGCUGGCGGCAGCUGGCGCCUUUCCACGAGGUGGGCAAACGCCUAAAACACAAGUACGAGACGGCACUCAAGGUGGGCAGCACCACCAAUGAAGCCACCGGUGAAGCCGGUGCCAUCUCUCCACCUCGGGGCCGGGCGGCAGGGACAGGCGGCAGCGACCCGCUGCCCCGCACGCCGGAGCUCGUGCACCUGGAUGACUCGCCCAGCUUCUGCCUGGCCAGCCGCUUCUCUCCGGGGACCGCAGGUCGCAGGUGCCACAGGGAGAAGAACUGUGAGAGCAUCUGCUGUGGGCGUGGCCACAAUACACAGAGUCGGGUGGUGACACGGCCCUGCCAGUGCCAGGUUCGCUGGUGCUGCUACGUGGAGUGUAGGCAGUGCACACAGCGUGAGGAGGUCUACACCUGCAAGGGCUGAGCUCCCGGUCCGGCCGGCCUGGCUGGUGCAGGGUAGAGGCUGUGCGUGCAGCACUGGGGGUCUGCACUUGCAGGGGCUGAGCCCCCGUCAGGCCCAGCCCGGCUGCUGUAGCGUAGAGGCUGUGUGUGCAGCACGGGGGUGUCUACACCUGCAGGGGCUGAGCCCCCGGUCUGGCCGGGCCCAGCUGCUGCAGGGUGGAGGUUGUGCGUGCCGGGUGAGGGGUCUGCAACUGCAGGGGCAGAGCCCAUGGGUUGCAGCCCUCAACACACUUGGCACAUGGUGGCGGGAGCCCAGACAUUGGCUGACUUGGCUGUCUCUGCCCUUUGUCCCCCCUCCAGAGACCCAGAGGUGGGGAGUGGCCCUGGUCUGGCCCCUGCAUCCCCUUUGUCCGCCCCCACCCCCUGACCUGAGAGCGUUGUACAAUGCUUUCCAAACUCUGUCCAUCCCUAAGAGGCCAGUUCCUGCAGAGCGAAGACCCUCCCUGCUCUGGGCUCCCUCGGAGGAUCAGCAGGUGCACCUUUGUGACCACACAGGGUCCCUGUGCGGCUGCCUGUGGGCUGUCCUGCUCCAGCACUGGCUUAGAGAGUCAAACCACUAGGAGAGAGACAGCCCAGCCACCCAGGUGUGCGGGGGCGGAGGGGUUCCCUGCGGUCCCUUCUUACAUGGAGCGCUUCUCUCGGGAGUGAUAGCGGUGACUUUUAAAUUAUUUUUAUUUAACUAAUAUAUAAUUAUUACUUGUCCAUCCCUGCCCUGUCUCAGGCUGUGGCUCCCCCUACUCCUGGCAGAGCCCGGUCUGGAAGGCCCCUUUCCUCCCUCCCCUCGGUGUCCCCUGCUAACCUCUUUGCCUGAUCUGCUUUGUUGUUUGAAACCACUAAAUCAAGAGGGAUGUUGCUGUUGUUGUUUUUCAAGUAGUAAAGCAGGUUGUGUCUGGCCACUGCCUUCAAGGCUUCUGGGAGCCAGGUGUCUGUAGCCAGGCUUGCUGCCCCUGGUGAGACUGUCCUGGGAGUUGGGCGGACCCUGCUCUGGGCGACUUCGGGCAUUCAGCCCUGCACUCCAGGCCUUCCUAUGUAGGUUUGGAGGCCACGGGUGGCCAAGGAUGGUCUGCCCUCCCUGCAGAGGUGGGCAUGGCAGAGGGGAAAGGAUAGCCCCUGGGAGGGGUCCUUUCAUAGCUUGCUUUGUGUUACUGCAGGAGAAGGCAGUGGAUGGUGACAAUCCGGGGCUAGGAUUUGGCAAGCCGCAGGCUGUUCUCCUUGGCCAUGCUAUUGUCUUUGCAGGAAAGGAAAACAGAUGGACUACACUGAUCUGGUUUGGUUUGAGUGUGUGUGCAUGUGGGCACGAAUGUAUAUAUGUGCAUGAAUGCGCACGUGCAUGUGAAGUGUACGUGUGCAUGAAGGCACCUGCAUGUCUGUGUGUGUGUUGUGUGCACGUGUGUGACACAUGUUAUGUGUGUGCAUGAGUGUGCCUGUGAGCACAUGGGUGCAUAUGUGCUGGUGUGCAUGCAUGUGUGUGUUGUGUGAGUA
Messenger RNA from Lutra lutra (Eurasian river otter), 3599 nucleotides. It is a transcript of the gene WNT9A, whose product is annotated as Wnt family member 9A. The transcript has 5 exons. The record is from RefSeq and is a predicted model, not a curated record. Gene Ontology annotation, biological process: neuron differentiation; multicellular organism development; canonical Wnt signaling pathway. Gene Ontology annotation, molecular function: cytokine activity; frizzled binding. Bases 1192 to 2079 code for a protein of 295 amino acids. Gene Ontology annotation, cellular component: extracellular region. NCBI's taxonomy places the organism in Eukaryota, Metazoa, Chordata, Mammalia, Carnivora, Mustelidae.